GGCGUGUGUCGGUUCCUCUCGCCAGCUGCGGCCAGAGGUUCCGCGCGCAGCCGAGCCCCGGCCGCAGCUGCAGCGGACGGACCGCGCCGAACCGGGCCGAGCCACAGCGGACCGGGCCACGCCGGCGGCCGGCAGCCCGCGCACAGCAUGGCCGAGCCGCCGGCGGCUCCGGGCCCCGAGGGCGAGGAGGGCCCGGUGCGCUUCGCCCGUAAGGGCGCCCUGCGGCAGAAGAACGUGCACGAGGUGAAGAACCACAAGUUCACGGCGCGGUUCUUCAAGCAGCCCACCUUCUGCAGCCACUGCACCGACUUCAUCUGGGGCUUCGGCAAGCAGGGCUUCCAGUGUCAAGUUUGCUGCUUCGUCGUGCACAAGCGGUGCCAUGAGUUCGUCACCUUCUCCUGCCCCGGCGCUGACAAGGGCCCUGCCUCGGAUGAUCCCCGGAGCAAACACAAAUUUAAAAUCCACACGUACUCCAGCCCCACCUUCUGUGACCACUGCGGGUCGUUGCUGUAUGGGCUCAUUCACCAGGGGAUGAAGUGUGACACCUGUAUGAUGAAUGUGCACAAGCGCUGCGUGAUGAACGUCCCCAGCCUGUGCGGGACGGACCACACCGAGCGCCGGGGACGGAUAUACAUCCGGGCAGACAUCGAGAAGGAUGUGCUCACCGUUGUAGUAAGAGAUGCUAAAAACCUAGUUCCUAUGGAUCCUAACGGCUUGUCAGAUCCCUACGUGAAGCUUAAACUAAUCCCUGACCCCAAAAAUGAAAGCAAACAGAAGACCAAAACUAUCAAGUGCUCCCUGAAUCCUGAAUGGAAUGAGACAUUUAAAUUCCAGCUGAAGGAGACGGACAAGGACAGGCGGUUGUCUGUGGAGAUCUGGGACUGGGACCUGACCAGCAGGAAUGAUUUCAUGGGCUCCUUGUCCUUCGGGAUCUCUGAGCUGCAGAAGAUGGGAGUUGAUGGAUGGUUUAAGCUGCUGAGCCAGGAGGAGGGAGAGUAUUUCAACGUCCCGGUGCCUCCUGAGGGAGAAGAAGGAAACGAGGAACUGAGGCAGAAAUUUGAGAGAGCCAAGAUUGGAGCAGGGUCCAAGGCUGCGGAUGAGAAGACGACAAAUGCCAUUUCUAAAUUCGACAACAACGGGAGCAGAGAUCGGAUGAAACUUUCAGAUUUCAAUUUCCUGAUGGUGCUGGGAAAAGGAAGCUUUGGGAAGGUGAUGCUGGCGGAGAGGAAGGGCACAGAUGAGCUCUACGCCGUUAAGAUCUUGAAGAAGGACGUCGUUAUCCAGGACGAUGACGUAGAGUGCACGAUGGUGGAAAAACGUGUGCUGGCUCUCUCUGGGAAGCCACCGUUCCUGACCCAGCUCCACUCCUGCUUCCAGACCAUGGAUCGCUUGUAUUUUGUGAUGGAAUAUGUGAAUGGUGGGGACUUAAUGUACCAGAUCCAGCAAGUUGGGAGGUUUAAAGAGCCGCAUGCUGUAUUCUAUGCAGCAGAAAUAGCCAUCGGCCUCUUCUUCCUGCAGAGCAAAGGCAUCAUUUAUCGAGACCUAAAGCUGGACAAUGUGAUGCUGGACAGCGAGGGGCACAUAAAGAUCGCAGACUUUGGCAUGUGCAAGGAGAACAUCUGGGAUGGGGUGACCACCAAGACCUUCUGCGGCACCCCGGACUACAUCGCCCCCGAGAUAAUUGCUUAUCAGCCCUACGGGAAGUCUGUGGAUUGGUGGGCGUUUGGAGUCCUGCUCUAUGAAAUGUUAGCUGGACAGGCUCCCUUUGAGGGAGAAGACGAAGACGAGCUGUUCCAGUCCAUCAUGGAGCACAACGUAGCCUACCCCAAGUCCAUGUCCAAGGAGGCUGUGGCAAUCUGCAAAGGGCUGAUGACCAAGCACCCUGCCAAGCGCCUGGGCUGUGGCCCUGAGGGGGAGCGGGACAUCAAGGAGCACGCAUUCUUCCGCUACAUCGACUGGGACAAGCUGGAGCGCAAGGAGAUCCAGCCCCCCUUCAAGCCCAAGGCUAAAGACAAACGAGACACUUCCAACUUCGACAAAGAGUUCACCCGGCAGCCGGUGGAGCUCACGCCCACGGACAAACUCUUCAUCAUGAACUUGGACCAGAAUGAGUUUGCUGGAUUCUCCUACACUAACCCCGAGUUUGUCAUUAACGUGUAGUGGCAGCGCGGGCCGCCCGUCCUCUCAGCCCUUCUCCAGCUCGCCGUGUACAUACACACCAGUCUUCCGGGGCCCGCCAUGCAGACACACACCCUCACGCAAUCCGCGCCGACCGCUCGUUUUAGGAGGCCUUUCCAUGUCUGUGUCACUCGCUAGCUUGGUUUCCCUAGCUGGAGAUGUCUGGGGUUCGAGUUAACAGUAAUACUUCUAGGAACUAUAGUUGGUGGUGACUAAUAGAGUUUUUAAACAAAUAUACCAAAUUGCUACAGUCUUUGUAAUUUUUGAAAUGAGAUGCUGAGAUUCCAGUGACCCUAGCUACUCACAAACCGUUUCUGUUGAAUGCUACGCAUGGUUGAUAUUUUAAACCGUUGUGCUGAAGCUUGCGAUGACUGUGAGCUUGUCUUAGAGGAGCCUUUUGUUCAAGACAUGGGUACAUUUGAUCAGUGUGGAGAAGUCUGCUUAUAGACAUAUAUUUUUAAUGCAUUGUACAUAUGGUCAGCCCGGCUCGCUGAGCCGCCUCCUCCCGCCAGCCCGUGCCCCCCGCUCGUCCUCUCCCACACUCAGCAUUACGACUCCAAACUAAUUCCAUGCCAGUUCUUGUAAAUCAGAGCAAAUCUUUUUCUAAGCGAAAGAUGGGAUUUGAUGUUUUUUUUAACAUCUGGAACAGUUUGCAGUUUUGGUACACUCUGUCAGCGCUCUCAUAAAUCUUUCUCCUGUUUUUUCACAGACACUGUCAAAAUUUAACAGCUCUGUAAAGGAUAUUAAUAUUCUACCAAAACAAAACACAUAGAUAUUCUCAGUUUACAAUUUACCAACUGAAAAUAUGCCCGCUGCAAAAGGGCUGUACUGAGGGCUAUUUAUAAUGGUAACUUUUCUACUUUACACCCUCUGCUAUUAUCUUAAAGGCUCAAAACCCAUGAAUUUUACAGGCAGCUUGAUCUACCUGAUUUCAGCCAAAAUUCCUGGGGGGUUUAUUCAGCAAUCCAGGACCUUCUGCAUCAUUUCAAAAACUCUGAAUCGGAAGAGACAAUUCCAGCAGCUGUUUGUAAGGCUGAGCAGCAGCAGUGCCGUGCGGGAGGGCAGGGCAGGCAAUGGGAUGAGCCCUGAGCAUGAGCAUCCCCUGAGUCGCUGGCUGUUACCCCUCUCUUAUCACACACCAGUUUAGUUGGUUUGCAAAAAAGCCCAUAACAUUAGUACAUUUUCUGAAACGCUACCAGUUCUAAUGUAAAUACACAUUCCGCCAUGCCUAUGGGGGAAAUGGGGGUGGAAUUUUAUGAAUCAUGAGGAAUCCUAUAAAGGAAAUUCUGGUUUGUAGACCUUUUAUAGAUAUCAAACUCUACCUUUUGAAAUUGUUUUAUUCUUUUAAUGAUCCAGUGAGGAAAAAAGGCUGCUAAAAGCUGCAGCUGAUGUCCCCUCCCCGUUCCCAACCGCAGGCAGUGCCCUGUGCACAGGGCUGUGAGCUGAGCCUGUGCUCUGGGGUGACGCCCUCGGGUGGACAAAACAAAACCAAACCCCAGAAAACUGCAAAUUGUGCCAGAUUGCCAAGAGGGUUUAUGAGAUGCUCUGCAUCAGCUGGAGCCUGGAGCGUGGGCUGGUGUCCGAGGGCUCUCAUGACCCCAGCACGCGGUGGGAAGACGUCUCGCCGUCCUCUGCAGCCGCAGCUGGUGCUCAGAGCAUGCGCGUUCCGUGUCUCCCCAACCUGCUGCUGCAGAAUUAGCGUUAAUUCAGCAGUGAAUGUUUGUAAUUUUCAUAUCUCGGCUCUGAAGCCGCUCCCCAGGGCUGUCCCGGGCACUGUUGGGAGGUCACCCAUGCCGAGGGGCCCCCAGGGCUGUGGAGACAUGCAGGGGCUGCUGGGGGGAGUCACGUCUUUUCCAUUUGGGACUUGUGUGUGUGUUGGGUGACACUUGUGCAUGGAGCAGGUGGUGCUGAGCCAUGGGGAGCCAGGCCAGCCCGUGGCUGGUGGCACCAGGCAGCUCCGGUGGCAUCCGUGAGGUGGGCAGGGUGCAGAUCCGUGCUCCAAGGAGAGCUUAGCAAAGUCUGGGUCCUGCUUGCAGAACUUAAACCUUGAGCGUUUCUGACGUUGUCCAUUCUGCUACUUGCAAAACUCUUAUUUCAAGGUUUAUUUCCAGUUGACCUGUUUCUUCCGUGGGGAAAUGUAAAACGGGACAUGCCUGGCCCUGCACAGAUGUUGUGAUUUGAAUGAACUCUUCCAAGGAAGGGCAGGGUGACAGUGGUUGACUCACGGUUUGCUGUAAUUUGAUGACUUAAUCUUCGCACUAGGGUGGGGAAGUGCAGUGCUUCAGGAGGAUGCUGAGAGGUUCCAGGAGAGCCCCAUUAGUCAGUCCCGGGUGCUCUGAUGUGUGGAUAAAGCCCAGUAAAAUGAUCCAAGGGUGUUCCCAGCACGCAGUGCACCCACUGCUGUGCCCAGGGGACAGUGUGAGGAGCAGCUGUUGAGACAGGAGAAAGGUACCUGGGGGACAGGAGGCAGCUCAGCCUGCAGCUACAGAGGAGAGAAGCAUCCCUUGGGGUGUGUGGGGUGCUCGCUGGGGCCUGGGGGGUUUAGCUGCCCCACGCUGGUGUCCACAAUGAGUAGCCUGGCUGUGGGGGGCAGUGCUGAGGUCAGGAUGGGACCCCAAGCCCUGCACCUGCCCAGGUGAGGCAGGAGGAGGGACUGAGGAGAAGGCAGGACAUGCAGUCACCCACCCACCAAGGAUGGCAAAUCCCGACUCUCUCCCAGGCUGGAUUACACCUGAGUGCUGCAGGUAAGUGGGAUUCAGGCUCCUCAGGUGGUGUUGCCAUGUGCAGGAUGGAUCAGACACGUCUCCAGGGGCUGUGGUGGCCCCUUUGCUGCUGGAGAUCUUGGAUGGAACCGGAACAGGAGAGGAGAGCAGGGGCUGAGCAGGGACCUGUGGGACAGCAGGCCAGAGCUGGGCUGGCUGUUUAGGCUCAGCCUGGGGAGUUGCCUGGUCCUGUGAUCUGCAGGGCUAUGCUGUGAGCUAGGGGUGGUGGGCAGGUGGGAAACACUGGGAACCCCCAUCUGCUCCCGCUCUGCUGUCCUGCAGCUGCAGGUGACUCUUUGGGAUGCAGCCAUCACACAGUGUCUGUGCCAGGACUGUCACUGCUGCUGCACAGCACAAACCACUGUCCCCAGCCACCACAGGCCAGGGGACAGCCCCAUGGCAAGGGGGACUUGCUGCUGCAGCGCUCAUGUCCCUCAGCUGGACAUCUGAGCAGCCUUCUCUUGACAAGAGAGCCAUCACCAAAGGAGUUAUUCAUCCUUUUAAUGAAUAAACGCAAGUCUGCACAGUGGCCAACCCACAUAGGUAGUCUGAAAGAUGGGAAAACAAGCAAGGGCUCUGGGCAGCAGCUGGGCUCUGAUGGUUGUUCACCCCAGGAGUUCUAAUACAAAUGAAGAACUGUGGUGGAUUCUAGUGCAGAGUGCAAGGAUGCAGCUGUUCAGGUGGGGCUUACAGCUGGAGGGUGGAACUAACUCAUACUAACAAGUGCUGCAGCUUCUCUGCCUUUGCAGACGCAGGUGAGCCACUGAGCCUGCAACAGCACAAGAAGCAACAGGCAUCUUGCUCCAUGCAUGGAAGUGUCAUCCAAGCUGUUUAUUUCUGAUCACCUUCAAAGUUGCAUUAAAACAAGAAAAAAAAAAAAAAAAGUUUAUUGUUGAACAGUUUGUGUUUGUGAAUUUGAUUUCACCUGCAAGUAUUUGAUGACUUUUCUACAUCCUAGACUACCUGCUGUGUGUUGUCAAAGGAUUCUCAUAAAGACCUCCUUUUAGAUGGGCAUAUACUCUUUAUUCUAUUUGCUGCAUGUAUGAAAAAAUAAAAUCUAUAAUUUUAAAGAAAA
Columba livia (rock pigeon) is the source of this 6015-nucleotide messenger RNA. It is a transcript of the gene PRKCB, whose product is annotated as protein kinase C beta. The coding region runs from base 148 to 2160 and encodes 670 amino acids. The record is from RefSeq and is a predicted model, not a curated record. Gene Ontology annotation, cellular component: nucleus; cytoplasm. Lineage: Eukaryota; Metazoa; Chordata; Aves; Columbiformes; Columbidae. Gene Ontology annotation, molecular function: diacylglycerol-dependent serine/threonine kinase activity; zinc ion binding; ATP binding. The transcript has 17 exons. Gene Ontology annotation, biological process: protein phosphorylation.